AUGUACGACAAGUGUGACCAUAUUGUGCAAGUGUUUGUGACAGGUGACUCGUUCCACGCCCACCCUGUGGCCGUAGUGGUGCCCGAUGCUGAGAUGAUUGUGGCUUGGGCAAAGGAAAACAUCAUCUCUGGUGAUGCCAAGAGUAUCGCUGCCACGCCAGAGUUGAAAGCCAUGCUGGCCUCAGAGAUACAGGACCUGCACAAGGAGUGCAAGCUCAAAGGGUUCAAGAAGCUCAGAGACUUCAUUGUAGAGCCGGAGGCAUUCAGCAUUGACAAUGAAUUGCUCACACCCACCUUCAAGCUGAAGCGAGUGAAUGCGACCAAGAAAUACAAGGAUCAGAUCACAGAGCUAUACGACACCAUUGAAAACCAGCAGUAA
Molecule: messenger RNA, 378 nt
Organism: Sphaeroforma arctica JP610
Lineage: Eukaryota; Ichthyosporea; Ichthyophonida
Exons: 1
Coding region: 1-378 (125 amino acids)
Cellular component (GO): endoplasmic reticulum; membrane
Molecular function (GO): long-chain fatty acid-CoA ligase activity
Source: RefSeq, a predicted model, not a curated record